AUGUCGGGGCUUAACUUAACCUUCUCUUGGUUGCAGUGUGGUGACCCGUUCAAAGAAGAAAACCUUGUAGUCCUCAACGGGACCAAGGAAGAGGUGGAGAAACUGAGGGAGAAAAUGGAGGAGAAGAGAGCCAAGGCCAAGGCAACAAAGGUACACAUUCGUAGAGUUUUCUAAUAACAUUUUUAAACAUGCAUGAUGCGUUGAUGUCAAAGUGAAAAUUGUAUUUACUGUAAGUGGAAGUAAGGAUUCGCCCCUUACUGGUUAUGUCAGUUACCUGGAAAUUCUGUAACAUUUACCACGUUUCCAUCCAACCAUUUCAUGGGGAUGAAUUACCUGACGCAUUCAAGAAUAUUUGCAUGAAAGUCUGUCGCCAAUUGGAUGGAAACCUAGCUAUUGAUCUUUGUUUUUGUAGAAAUCAACGAAGAGCAAAGUUGCUGAGACUGUUGCCAAGCAGUCUGACUCAAAAGGUAGGAAGUGACAAUGAUGGUUGAUAAAUAUCAUAUUUGGGUUUUGUAUACACACAGGCAGAAAUUAGUACAACUGGUUUGCAGAAUGAAUUACAGUUUUGCUUUUCCACAUUGAUAUUGCCCCCUGCCUAGCUCAGUUGCCACCCACUUAAAAUAAUUUGGACUUUCAAUGGAAGCUGUUUUCUAGUGACAUUUAUUUAGAUACAUCCAUAACAAUGAGCUAAUGAUGCACGAUUUCGCCUGGCGUAGAAAAUGUGCUCUCGUCAGGACACUGUUGUUCAGAGGAGCUAGCCAACAACACAGCUACCACAAUCACUUCAAACUGAAGCUGGAAUGACAGCAAACUAGCUGCACUUCGUUUCGUUUGACCUGUUUUCUAUUGAUAGUUAUUUGUAUAUAUCCAUAAAAAUUAUGCUGAUUCAUGAUUUCGAUUGGCUAAGAAAAGCUGCCUGCCGGUCUGUCUCAUCCCGACUCCCGACACGUUCAUUACUAUGGGACAGCUGGAGAUCGAAUUUGAAUAUUGAAACAAUGUUGCAAAUGUCAUAGAGACAGACAGCAAAGUUUAUACAAAUCUCCGCUGUUGAAAACUAAAUGUUAGUCUAAAAGAAAUGUGAGAUAAUGUCUAGAUGCUUUUUAUAGUGGACAUCAAGUUUAUAAAUUGCCUGGCUGGGCUGAUGAGACAGUGGAUUGCGCAGUCAGAUGGAACCGAGUAAAUAGGCAUUUUAACGUCAGAUUUAGCCGGUGGUAACUUGUGGAAUAGACACCUGCUGGAAUGCGGUUUUAGCACAGUGUCAGCACAAAGGUCCAUGUUAGCCUUUAUACAACGGGUGGGUCUAAUGCUGAUUGGUUAAAACCGCAUUCCAGCCGGUGUCUAUUCCACAAGUUACCAUCCUCCAAACACCGGCUUCUCGGGCAUUGUCACUUAAAUAUUGCUCUCAAACUAACCUAUAACUUCAAUGAAAACAUUUAUUGAUUUACAUUUUAGUCAUUUAGCAGACGCUCUUAUCCAGAGUGAGUGCAUACAUUUUUUAAAUAUAUUUUUUUCAUACUGGUCCCCCGUGGGAAAUGAACCCACAACCCUGGCGUUGCAAACGCCAUGCUCUACCAAAUGAGCUACACGGGACUAGGUAGAUGUUCAUCAGGUCAAACUGAGUUUUUGUAAUGGUUAAAGACCCACUCCAACCUACUUUGAUUAGCUUUUGGAACAUAUGAUGCCAAUGUUCAAUGUAUUCAUAUUCACACUAUUGUCAAAGAUUGUACCUCUCUUUUCAUACACAGACGGGAGCUUCAUGAAAUGUUUCGGAAACAUUCUGUUUUUCUCCCAAAAAUGCCAGUGUUUUGGAUGUUUGUUAAAACUUUCUUUGUUCCUAUAUAGAAAAUCCAGAGUCCACUGAAACCGUUUCUGCAGAGGGCAAAACUUCAACACAAAAUGGUGGAGACAGCAGCCAGCCAGGUAUUUGUGGUUUAUUUUAGUAGGGAGAGAUACAAACACAUGAAAUGGAUACUUGGGGAUUUUGAGGCCCUUUAUCUACUUCGCCAGAGUCAGAUGAACUCAUGGAUACCAUUUAUGUCUCUGCAUCCAGUAUGAAGGAAGUUAGAGGUAGUUUCACCAGCCAAUGCUAACUAGCGUUAGCACAAUGACGAAGUCUAUGGUAUCUACUAGCUUGCUAGCAGUUACCAUAGACUACCAGUCAUUGCGCUAAUGCUAGUUAGCAGUUGCGCUAACGCUAGUUAGCAUAUUCCUUCUUACUGCACGCAGACAUAAAAAUGGUAUGCAUGAGUUCAUCGGACUCUGGGGAAGUAGAUAAAGGGCUUUAUUGCCAAAAUCCUGAAGCAUCCCUUUAACACUUUGAACAAAGUCAUCUGAAUCAGUGCACCAUAGUGUGUUGCUUGCGCUAAUUUUCAACACCCUUUCUUAGAUAUUGCCUUUCAGACACUAUAACCUCACCUUAUAGUUCAUAACUCAGCAGCAUGAUGUUUCUAACCCUAUAACUGCUAUUGUUCCAUUGAACAAGGCACUAAACCCCUGUGUGUGUGUGUGUGUGUGUGUGUGUGUAUUUGGGGGGAUUGAGAUAGGCAGAAGACCAAUUUCCGUUUGGCACAAAAAAAGUAUAUUUUAUUUUAUCCUACACAAUCGUCAUUAAUGGUAAUGAUGUCUUCUCCCCCUAGCACUCCCUGGACCCCCUGGUUCUUCCAGCUCCUCCAAGGUGGUUACACCCUUGGCGGCAACCGGGAGCAAGCGGUCCAUCCAGACCAUGGAAGAGAAGUCGGAGACCUACAAAUCUCUCUUCACCAGCCACAGUUCAGCCAAACGCACCAAAGCCCAGACCUCCAACUGGGUCACCCACACCCCCUACCAUUUCUAA
Messenger RNA from Coregonus sp. 'balchen', 2833 nucleotides. NCBI's taxonomy places the organism in Eukaryota, Metazoa, Chordata, Actinopteri, Salmoniformes, Salmonidae. The record is from the annotation of a GenBank genome assembly.